AUGAUUCAACAGCCAACCCCGUCCUAUAAUUUCACUGUCACUCGUUCACAUAAUGUACCUACACAAACCAAAUUACACACAGCCACAUUACCAUCCAUUUUAAUAGAUUUUACAGCAAUGACACUGUGUGACUUAAUGCCAGCUCGCCCAGUGACACGCCGCCGUUCAUUACCAGAAUUAGUAUUCUUUGUUCAAAAGAUCACACAUUUAGCACAAAUCAAUGCACGCACUUUAUUAGUGGCACUUAUUUAUUUACAACGAGCCAAAUCCAACUUGCCUAAACGAGCAGCGGGAGGUGAUGACACCAAUCACCGCAUGUUUCUCGGUGCUUUACUGUUAGCAUCUAAAUUCCUCAAAAACAGUGCCUGGACCACCACCACAAAUACACUAUCCAACAGACGCAUUUAUGAAAUCUGCGGUGGACUAUUCUCGCUGGAGGAUGUGUGUCAAUUAGAACGCGCUUUCCUUAAACUUAUUCAAUACAACUGUUGGGUGGACGACCAGACUUUAAAUAAUUUUGUCCAAUUACAUCGCGCCGAUUUCUCAUUAUAA
Molecule: messenger RNA, 552 nt
Organism: Mucor mucedo
Lineage: Eukaryota; Fungi; Mucoromycota; Mucoromycetes; Mucorales; Mucoraceae
Product: cyclin domain-containing protein
Exons: 2
Coding region: 1-552 (183 amino acids)
Biological process (GO): regulation of cyclin-dependent protein serine/threonine kinase activity
Cellular component (GO): nucleus; cyclin-dependent protein kinase holoenzyme complex
Molecular function (GO): protein kinase binding; cyclin-dependent protein serine/threonine kinase regulator activity
Source: RefSeq, a predicted model, not a curated record